Messenger RNA from Morone saxatilis (striped sea-bass), 5838 nucleotides. RefSeq names its product transmembrane protein 63Ba (gene tmem63ba). Gene Ontology annotation, molecular function: nucleic acid binding; calcium-activated cation channel activity. Bases 267 to 2786 code for a protein of 839 amino acids. The record is from RefSeq and is a predicted model, not a curated record. Gene Ontology annotation, cellular component: plasma membrane. The transcript is spliced from 25 exons. NCBI's taxonomy places the organism in Eukaryota, Metazoa, Chordata, Actinopteri, Moronidae.
GGGUGGGGGGGGAGGUCAAACGAAAUAUCUUUUAAAUACGCGGAACAUUUUGUUGGGGGGGGGGAAAGUCUCCACCUGUUAUUCGGUAACAUCGACGGGUGGCUAAGUUAGCUGCUAGCUCACGUUAGCUGGUCGCGUUAGUUUCUGCCCCUGCUGCGUAUUAAGCAAGCCUUCAGGUAGCCUUCUAGAUCAACUGCUUGUUGUCUCUUACUGAAGUGCAUCGGAGACCAGAGGGAAGAGUGAAAGGCUGUCAAGAUGCUGCAGUGAUGCACAGAGUGUUGAUAUUAAUCAUGGCCACCGGGGCGGUGCAAGGAUGCGCCGACUCGGAGAGCUGCCCGACGCCUUCGCCCAGUAACACCUCCAGGGACUACUGUUACUCGGCCCGAAUUCGCAGCACAGUGCUCCAGGGCUUGCCCUUUGGCGGUGUGCCCACUGUCCUUGCCCUUGACUUUAUGUUCUUCUUGGGGCUGCUGGUGGUGUUCUCCUUCUUAAGAAAAGUAGCAUGGGACUAUGGGCGCCUGGCUCUGGUGACUGACGCUGACAGAAGAGUGGAUCAACGGUACAGUCGCCUGGAUGAUCGGGAAUAUAUGGCCUCUGCCAUGACGUCAGACACACAAGAACGCUAUGAGCGCCUCACAUCAGUUUCCAGCUCUGUGGACUUUGAGCAGAGAGACAAUGGCUUCUGCUCCUGGCUAACUGCCAUCUUCCGCAUCAAGGAUGAGGAGAUAAGGGAGAAGUGUGGUGAAGAUGCAGUACAUUACUUGUCCUUCCAGCGCCACAUCAUUGGCCUGCUGGUAGUGGUGGGCGUGCUCUCUGUGGGCAUCAUCUUGCCAGUUAACUUCUCGGGAAACCUACUUGAAAACAAUGCCUAUAGUUUUGGGCGAACCACUAUAGCAAAUCUGGAUGCAGAUAAUGCACUACUGUGGCUGCACACCAUCUUUGCAUUUCUCUACCUGUUACUGACGGUGUACAGCAUGAGACGGCACACCUCCAAAAUGCACUACAAGGAGGAUGACCUGGUGAAACGCACUUUAUUUGUCAAUGGAAUCUCCAAAUAUGCAGAGGAGUCAGAGAUAAAGCAACACUUUGAGCAGGCGUAUGAAAACUGUGUUGUACUGGAAGCUCGUAUCUGUUACGAUGUGGCCAGGCUGAUGUAUCUGAACUCUGAGAGGAAGAAGACAGAGCGCAGCAAGAAAUUCUUCCUUGACCUGCAGGCCAAGGAGCACAUUGCCACCAUGAUCAAUCCGAAACCCUGUGGACACCUUUGCUGUUGCGUAAUCAAAGGCUGUGAGCAGGAAGAGGCAGUGAGCUACUAUACCAAGCUGGAGUCACAACUAAAAGAAGAAGGAAGGAAGGAGAGAGAAAAGGUUAACAGGAAGCCCUUAGGAAUGGCCUUUGUCACCUUCCAGAACGAGUCCAUAACUGCCAUAAUCUUGAAGGACUUUAAUGCUUGCAAGUGUCAGGGCUGUCACUGUCGCCGGGAGCCCAAGAGCUCUCCAUUCAGCGGCAAGCUCCACACACAAAACUGGACUGUCAGCUACGCCCCUGAUCCACAAAACGUCUACUGGGAGCAUCUGUCAGUGGGAGGAUUCUCCUGGUGGAUCCGCUGCUUGAUCAUCAACAUUGUCCUCUUCAUCCUCCUCUUCUUUCUCACCACACCGGCCAUCAUCAUCUCCACCAUGGACAAGUUCAAUGUUACCAAACCAGUGGAGUACCUAAAUAAUCCAAUCAUUACCCAGUUCUUCCCUACUCUCCUUCUGUGGUCCUUCUCCGCCCUACUUCCUACCAUUGUCUACUACUCUGCGUUCUUCGAAGCCCACUGGACCCGGUCAGGGGAGAACAGGACCACAAUGCAUAAAUGCUACACUUUCUUGAUCUUUAUGGUCUUGUUGCUGCCCUCUCUAGGACUCAGCAGUUUGGAUGUUUUCUUCCGCUGGCUUUUUGACAGAAGAUUCUUGGCGGAUGCAAAAGUGAGAUUUGAGUGUGUGUUCCUUCCUGACAACGGAGCCUUCUUCGUGAACUAUGUCAUUGCGUCUGCAUUCAUUGGUAAUGCCAUGGACCUGCUGAGGAUCCCCGGCCUACUUAUGUACAUGAUCCGCCUCUGCCUGGCCCGCUCUGCAGCAGAGAGGAGGAACGUCAAGAGGCACCAAGCUUAUGAGUUCCAGUUCGGGGCAGCUUACGCCUGGAUGAUGUGUGUCUUCACCGUGGUUAUGACCUACAGUAUCACCUGCCCAAUCAUCGUCCCUUUUGGACUGAUGUACAUGCUACUGAAGCACCUAGCGGACAGGUACAACAUGUACUACGCCUAUCUGCCAUCCAAACUGGACAAGAAGAUCCAUUCUGGAGCUGUCAACCAAGUGGUGGCCGCUCCCAUUCUCUGCCUUUUUUGGCUUCUGUUCUUCUCCACUGUUCGCUCUGGUUUUUCAGCUGCAACGUCCAUGUUCACGUUCGUAGUUUUGAUCAUCACAAUCAUUAUCUGCCUCUCUCAUGUCUGCUUCGGACAUUUUAAAUAUCUCAGUGCUCACAACUACAAGAUUGACACCCAGACCGUGGACGGGUUGGAGAAUGGGCGUCCAGUGUGCGCUAUUGCUUCCAACAAGGCAGCACAAAUGUACAUUGCUCAGGUACUUCAAGACCCAAAUUCAGAGGAGGCUGGUUCAGGCAGUGGCGAGGAAGACGGCCAGGGGUCCUCGCAGGACGAGGAAAUAAUAAAUGUGGAAAAUGGCCUAAAUGAGGACUUCCAGUCUGGUGAGGACAGCCUCAUUGAUAAUGAAGUGCGACACUGAUACUCCCUGGACCAGAAAAAUAAAAAUCCCCUGAGUUUAACUGGAGGAGUGCACUGAAUAUGUGAAUUAAACCAGGAACUGAACCAACAGUUCUCCAAAGCAUCUCAACCUCCAUGGAGGGACUCUACACUAACAUAAGCACACUGUCUACUAAGGAUUAAAUGGAUUGUCGCUCAAGGACUUUUUACUGGGUCUCACCAAACAACGUCUUCUGUCUGUGUACCUGCAGAGGGAAUCUACUCUGACAAUGCAGCAGGGCAGCAACAUCCUACUGUCCUGAUAAAGCUCAAGACACUGCGAAACACUGCACAUGGACCCUUGAAAGAAAGACACUAAUGCACAAAUGAAGAAUAUUUUGCCUUGUCUUGUAAGGGGAUUAAUAUUCUGGUAUUUCCUUAACAUUACUGCACUUGAAAAAGAGGACCUGUCCUAUAAGCUCGAGUUUCACUAAGGUACUGUAGUACAGCAUGCCUUCAAGUUCAAACGGUGGAGGGAUUUUCCUGUAAUCCUUUGUCAGUAUCUCUAAUUGUCUGCACUACUGUAUAUGCUUCCCCUCAAUAAGCAGCUGGCACAGGGGGAGAAACAGGAGUUUUCCACUCUACCAGAUAGCUUGGUCUGUGCUGAUGUGAUGGUCUCAAAAUGGUUCUUCCAAUUCCAUAGAAGCCUUUCAACAACAAAAAAAGAAAGAAAUCACUGCUACUAACACUCCUCGCUUUGACACUGUACAGCUACAAAACUCUGGAUUUGUAAAAUAGCCUUUUUUGACAUGGUAUUUAUUUGUAGGCAUUGAAUUUUAAAUGCUACCAAGCUUGAUAUACCCCUAAACUGUUGAAGAAGAUAAUAUUUUGGAACACUACAUUAAUUAUGAUCUUUUUUAGACGUUCAGUCUCUGAGCCUUUGUUGGGACUUGCUGUUGGACUGCUGCUACUGAUGCUGCCCCAGUAGGGGGACUGGAGGCCAGGAGCCUGCUGAUCCCUUUGUGUUGCUCAGAGGAUGAAGAGAAAGGCCUUUUUUGAGUUUUUUUUUUUUUUGUGGGUCACUUUCAGAUGAUACUUAUUGUGACUGGUUCUCUUUAUCUGUUGUUCUCAUUUGUAUCUUAUUUGACAGUAUGUUUACGUCUUUAUGUAAAGAUUUUGAAAUUAGCAUUCAGUUAAGGUGUCUACUGAUAGUUUUACGAAUGAGCUAAUCUAUAUUUUAUCACUCGGCCCUCUUCAAGUCCUCUUCAGUGCUAACUUUUAUGUAGACACUUGGUCAAGUAGGUAGCGUAUUGUAACUUCCAGUGGCCAUUGAGAAUUGUUACAGUUUCCCAUUUGCCAGUACUCAAUGCUGAGUUGUAGAUUGUUUUAACUCAGAUUUGCGCAAUUUUGGUGAUAACAUAUCAAACCUUAGGCUAGGCCACUCAAGAGACUUACACCUGUGGAUCAGAUCUAUGUUUUAGUCACUCAUUUUUUGAAACUUUAGCUUUAUGCAAUUCAAUACCACUAUGCCCUCCCGACAUUUAAAACAAAAUGGAAGAUAUAUUCAUUGUUUUCCUUCUAUUCGUUGUUAUGAAGUAAUAAGUGAUAGACUUACACAGUUGUUGGUUCCAUUUGCAGAUCGAGUUACUAGCUUUGUAAGGCCUCUGCCAAGAGCAAUAGCCAUGCACUACUCCACACUUGAUCAUGAAACAUGUAGAUUAAAUGUUUAACAUAUUUUAGAUCUGCCUCAGCCAUAUUAACCUGCUUCUUUUCAGGUAUCAGGAAGACAAAAAUGCAUACUUUAACAAAUACUAAGUAACAAAUUAUAAUGUGAAAAUGCAGUUCCCACACAGUUACGACCUUACUCAGGAUUUAUCAAGCUUCUUGUUUCUGUCAUUUCCUUUCUUUCAUAGUCAAGACAACACUAUGUGCCGCCCCAUUAAACACAAAUAAGAUUGUUGGUAAAGCAAGGCGAAGUGCUGCAGACACAGUACCACUGCAGUCUGUCACUGUGGACCAUUUAUUAUUAUUGGACCAUAAUAUGAAACACGUCUUGUCCAGCUGCUCAGAGAACCAUUGCGGGAAAUGUGCACUAAUCUUACUUUCACUUAAAUGAUUGACAGAGAAGGGCACGCCCCCUGUGGGCGGGUGCAAUGACGACAAUGGUGAACCUUAACUGUUUCCAUAAUUUGUUCAUGGAUAUAUUCGCACCACAUAUGACUAUAUAAUUAUGGUACUAACAAGACAAUUGUUUGACACCAUUGAGUCUGGUGCUCUUCUAGUCAUGAUAAGGUGAUUUUAUACUUUAUACCUCUUCAUUUUUAUACCUCCGAGAUGUCUUGAAAUCUCUGAAUGUGUCCUGUCAAAAUAACGUAUACUGUCCAGCUCUGAGGGAGAUACUUAAAAAAAAAAAUUCUCAUCUUGUCUAACAACUCCAGUGCUUAAACGCUGAAUGUAGAUUAAUUCCACAACUUUUGGUAAUAUGAAAGUGGCUUAAGUAAUCGUGUGAUUGCUGUAUUUAAACAGCUUCAAAAGGAGGGUUCAUUAGCUAACCAGAAAUUGUAUGUUUUAUACUGUAAAAUAACUUACUGGUGUCCAGUCCCAUGUUAUGGCAUUUCAUUAGAGUACAGAUCUACAGUCUGAUGGUUGAAAUGAUUUCCAGUAGUCUUGUGCUAAAUUCCAAGUCUAGGAUCCUCAGUUUAUUUUAGAGUAUCUUCAUAAGAUCUGCAUAGACAGCGGGACUCACUGGAAAUAGAUGGAUUGUUUUUUUUUUUUUUUUUUGGAAACAGCCAAGCACCCUCUAAUAGAAGUUCUCAGCUUGUUUCUAUAAUGUAUUCAGAAAGGGUGGUAAGAUGUCUCUGCGCCUGAAAACUGUGCACAAUUAGAAUGUGUUUUUGUCUGCUUUGCUUCUUUUUUUUUUUUUUUUUUUAUGUUCCUACAUAUUUCUAGAUAGGAAGAGUAACAAUGGCAGAUCUCAGCAUUUGACUUGCUCAUUUUAUUAUUAUCUCCAAAGGGCCGUCUGUACAACAGAUAUAUACUGAAAUAUAUCUGUACCCCCCAGCCUUUGAAACAAUAAAUCUGUAUUUAAUCAAGUU